CUCAAAACUUUCUCAUAGUUCUUUGUUGUAAAGCAAUGAAUCAAAAACAGAGUUCCUUUUUGUGAUUCCAUGAUUGAACUUUUGGCAAACCCAAAGAUUCUUUCUUCUUCCUAUGGGUUUCCUCUUUGUUUCUUAAUAAAAUAGUGUGAAAACAGAGAGAAAUAUUGAUCAAAGCAGCAAAAAUCAAUAGGUUAUAUGAUCAAUAUGGUUUCAAUUGAAAAUCAAAGCCAUAGAGUUUCAGAAUUGGAAAUUAGGCCUGGAGGAAUGUUGGUUCAAAUGAGGGAUUUGAAUUCAAAUAAUCCUUCUUUUCCCACUAUCAAAGUUAAGGUCAAAUUUGGCUCUUCUUACCAUCAUAUUCAAAUCAAUUCCCAUGCAAGCUUUGGUGAAUUAAAAAAGUUGUUGGCAGAACCAACUGGGUUGCACCCAGAAGAGCAAAAGUUAAUAUACAAAAACAAAGAAAGGAAUUCAAAAGCUUAUCUAGAUGUUGCAAGAGUAAAAAAUGGCUCAAAAAUUGUGUUGAUUGAAGACAUUUUAAGCAAGGAAAGAAGAUGCCUUGAAAUGCUUAGUAAUAAAAAGUUUGAAAAGUCCUCAAAGUUGCUAAAAGAAAUAAACUUGGAAGUGAAUCAUCUCUCCCAAGAGGUUGGAUCUUUUCAUGUGAAAGCUUGUAAAGAAGGGAGAGUAUCAGAAAAGGAAGUGGAUGAUUUGACUGAAUUGCUUAUGAGAAAAUUGAUUCAAUUAGAUGAAAUUGAAGUUGUGGGAGAUUUGAGACUACAAAGAAGAGAACAGGUGAGAGAAGUUCAAAAGCAAAUUGAAACUCUUGACAUGAUCAAGCUACAAUAUUGUAUCACUCUCACUACCAAUAAUGGAAAUGCAAACUCAAAUGAAGAUUUUAUUUCCACUACAAAGGGAAAGCAAACUUUGCAGCCAAAGCAACAAUGUUUGAGAAUAGUGAAGGAAGCUUUAAGGAAUUCUGAAUCAGUUGUAGUGACAACAAAAUGGGAAACUUUUGAUUAGGAGUAAUAUCAUCAUACUUAAAGUUACAAAAAUUUUAUGUGAAUAAAUCAUACAAUUAUAUUAUCAAAAAGAAUUUAUUCAAUACACAUUAGACAUAUCUACUACCUUUUGGUUCUUCUCAUUUUCAUUUUUCUUUUUUCUUUUUCCUUUUUUUGCCCUUGAAAUAAUUGUUAUAUAAUAAUUCAAAGAGCCCAAAAAGAAAUAUCAAAUACAAUAUUGGAAUGAGAAUGGAUUAUGAGAUUA
This is a messenger RNA of Benincasa hispida (wax gourd), 1257 nucleotides long. Its product is annotated as BAG family molecular chaperone regulator 1-like. Gene Ontology annotation, molecular function: protein-folding chaperone binding; adenyl-nucleotide exchange factor activity. NCBI's taxonomy places the organism in Eukaryota, Viridiplantae, Streptophyta, Magnoliopsida, Cucurbitales, Cucurbitaceae. The record is from RefSeq and is a predicted model, not a curated record. Gene Ontology annotation, biological process: protein stabilization. Gene Ontology annotation, cellular component: cytoplasm.